This is a messenger RNA of Phialemonium atrogriseum, 1511 nucleotides long. RefSeq lists its product as uncharacterized. The transcript has 2 exons. The coding region runs from base 138 to 1169 and encodes 343 amino acids. The record is from RefSeq and is a predicted model, not a curated record. NCBI's taxonomy places the organism in Eukaryota, Fungi, Ascomycota, Sordariomycetes, Cephalothecales, Cephalothecaceae.
UGUUAUCAAAGCAGGUGAAACUAUGUAAGACGGUAGAACUGAGGGAUGCAGCCAAAAAAAGUUAUAUUGUGUUUCUUUCUGCGGUGAUCUCUGUCCACACUUCCCGGUAAACUUUGUCCCUGUCACACACGCAAAUCAUGUCUGAUCCGGAGCGCCCUAUCGUCCUGUACCACUAUCCGUACUCCCCUUUCGCAAGGAGGGUCGUCUGGUACCUGCACCUUCGCGGGAUUCCAUAUGCCCAAUGCAUACAACCUCCCAUACUACCUCGACCAGAUCUUACCAGGCUAGGAAUCAAAUAUCGGCGGAUCCCCGUCCUGUCCAUCGGAAGGGAUGUCUACCUCGACACCCGCCUGAUCAUCCAGAAGCUCGAGGGCAUCCACCCCUCCCUACCGAAACUCGGGGCCGAGGGUCCCGAGCAGAGGGCCAUCGAGCGGCUCCUCGAGGCCCUGACCAUCGACGCCGGCAUCUUCACCCGGGCAAGCCAGCUCCUGCCCGCCGACCUCCCGCUGCUGCGGGACCCCAAGUUCCAGGCCGACCGUGCCGACUUCAGAGGGGUGAGGCUGUCGAGGGAGGCGGCCGCCGCGCUGAGGCCCGAGGCGCUCAACGAGAUUGGCAACGCAAUGGAGCUCCUGGAGACGACCCUGCUCGCCGACGGGCGCGACUGGAUUCUUGGCACGGAGGGGCCCAGCCUGGCGGACAUUGAGGCCGUCUGGCCCUUCCACUGGCUCGUGGGACUCCCUGGGGCGCUUCCCCCGGACCAGGUGUCCGCCGAGCGCUUCCCGAGGGUCUACGCGUGGGUGGCGAGGUUCCAGGGCGCCAUCACCGCUGCCAAGGCGAAGCAGCCCAGGCCCAGGGAUGUCUCUGGGGAGGAGGCGCAACGGAUGAUCGUCGAGGCGCCGUAUCAUGAGCCGGGCUGCGGGGUGGACGAGACCGAGCCGGUCGUCGGCUUCCACGGGCUGCGGAAGGGCAGCGCGGUUGCGGUGUGGCCGACUGAUACUGGGUCAUCCCAUAAGGAUACUGGGCGGCUUGUCGGGCUGAACAGUAAGGAGAUUGUGCUGGAGACCGGGACCGGGACCGAGACCGAGACUCGGGGCCAAGGUGUACGGCUCCACGCUCCCAGACAUGGCUUUAGAAUGCGACCAUCCCCUAAUGCGGCAUCAAGCUUGUGAUGGUUGGUAGGACCUGUGGCGGUCUUCUCUCGCUACCGAGCUUGCAGCUGUAUCGCGAUGUCAUUUGGAAUUGCCAAACAUUUUAUGUAAAAAGUCGUUGCUCUACGCUCUAACAAUUAAACCCCCGCACUAUGAUCUUACGUCGGCGGCUCUGCGUUGUCCAUUGUCGGUUUGUCACGACUGGCUCCCCACAGGAUCGCGCCUGGGAUGGGUUACCCGACUUACAGACAAGGUUAUUCAGACCUCCCCAUGUGCCUUACCCAUCGUCCAUUAACACUUUACCGAACAGGCCGGCCUAGUCCCCACCACAACCAACCACCCAUGCUGAACCGUUAAGUGAGC